GCUGCAUCUCGCUAUUAUUGUCCGUAUAAAGAGGGAAAACAUGUCGACGCAAAUGUUCAGUCUAGAAAAAGAAUUGGCCCCAUCUCAACGUCAUGGGACACACGAGAGAAGCAGCGAUCGCUUUAGCGUUUUUCGUUGUGACCUUCACCACUGCCGAAAUACGUCCAAGGGUACAAAAAGUCGAAUACAUCUACGAUCGAGACACCAAUCGGAAAGUUGGAUUUGUUGUCACACGAGUGCGUCCUGUAGAAUCAAAAUCUCGAAAUGAAAUUGAGCAGAGAAGUGAUUUAAACUUUGAAAAAGCAUCAGUGGAACCUAAUCCAAGUGCGAGUAACACAGAAGUAAAAAGAACUACUUACGACCAAGAUAACAACGAUUACUACCAAGGAAAUUAUCCAGAAGACCAACAAGCCGUUGCAGACAACAAUCAAGAAGUGAUAAGCCAUCAUCUUCGUGAGGAUGUUGUCAAGACUUUAACGAUAGUGAAACAAAUCCCAGUCCCUGUUCCCAUAGAGAAAACUGUCCAUUACCCUGUUAUCAAAAAUAUACCCUACAUGGUAAAAGUACCUGUCCCGGAACCCUAUCCUUUGGAAAGGAAAAUUCCGUAUCCUGUGAACGUCUAUGUAAAAACCCCAGUAAAAAUUCCGGAACCGGUAGCAGUUUACAAAGAAGUUCCUUAUGCGGUACCGGUUGCUGUGGAUCGACCGGUACCUGUCAAGGUUUACAUUCCUUACCCAAUCCCGGUUGAGAAGAAAGUGCAUUACGAGGUUAAGGUGCCAGUGCCUCAACCCUACCCUGUCGAACGUAAGAUACCGAUUCCGGUCAAGGUCACAGAACACGUAAUUCAACCGUAUCCUCAGGAGAAGGUUGUGCCUUACCCAGUAAAAAUUGAAGUUCAAAGACCAGUUCCAGUGCCAGUUUUAAAACCAUAUCCGGUCCCAGUUCCGGUUUCUGGCUACGAUCAUGGGUCAAGUGAUAGUCGGUAUCAUGCUUCACAAGGUUAUGCAAAUUUAUAUGAAUAUAGUGAUAAUAAUGGGUGAUAGGAGUAUUUCCUAAAUUAGGUCUUAACCAAAUACUAAUUUAAUUUUUGCCUAAAAUUAAAUCUGCUAAUUCAGCGCCCAGUAAUUUGAAGAAAAAAAAUCUACGAGUCCAACUUCACGAUCCUAGCAACCGACAGUCGUGUUUUUUCAAAGAUCUCACUAAAAACAAAUUGAGCAUUCACGUAGUAAAAUACAAAAUGAUUUUUGUGAAUUUAUUGAUAACUAAUUUAAAAAACCGAUAAGAAAAUUGGUGCAGACAAUUAUUUAUACUAUUUUAAUCAUUGAGGACCGUUACUUUUGUCGAAAGAGUAUCCAUUGAAUGUGCAGUGACAUUCAAUUAAUGAAAAUCGCUUAUAAGGGUAGUAGAUCAAAUCAUAAAUGAAAUUGGUCAAUCCGAUCAAAUACAAAAUUAUAUUAGUGAGAUUUUUACUGUAUCGCAAAUCAAUAGAUUUAAAUUCAAAAACGUCGUCAGUCAAAUCUAUCUGCAAUUUUUGUUACAGAUGUAGUAAAUACUAGUAUUUACGAUAGUAUUUGUGUAUGUUUUACACGAAAAGUAUAUAAUCCAGACAUUAUAUAUAUAUAUAUAUAAUACUUGGCUAUUGCAGGAAAAUUAUGCAAUUGAAUACUUACAUAUAUCGCCUAGGCAUUCUAUAUCAUUCCUAGGCAUUCUAUAACAUUCCUAGGCAUUCUAUAUAAUUCCUAGGCAUUCUAUAUAAUUCCUAGGCAUUCUAUAUAAUCCCUAGGCAUUUUAUAUAAUCCGUAGGUAUUCUAUACAAUUCUUAGGCAUUUUAUAUAAUCCCUAGGUAUUAUAUAUAAUGCCCGACACGAAAUAGAUAAGGUAGAUAAUCUUGACCUUGAAUCUAAUGAUGUAUUUGAAUAAAGGCCUUGUAAAUUGGUGAACACUUAUAGAAUUCAAAAAAGAUUUACUUGCUGCUUAUACAAACAUAGCAUACUUGAAUAACACACUGAUUAACACUAGACUUUAUUUUUGCGCGUGAAUAGAUAUUGUUCAAGACUUUGUUUUGCAAGAAAAUUUUUAAAAAACCUUGAAAUUAAACUUAAAAGAACUUAUUUUUUAAAUAUCACCCCUAUAGGUCUUUUUGCAAGGUGCUCAAUGAAACCUUUUUGGUAAGCAAUUUAUUUUUUCCAGUUUUUGCUGAUCAUUAUAAUUAUUAGUCAGUAUUUCAUUUAUAAAUGGUUUAUAAUUCUACUUUCUAUUAAUAAUGAUAUUUUUGCAUAAAUUACGAAUUUUCCAAAUAAUAAUCAAAUUUUCAGAUAGAGAAAGU
Molecule: messenger RNA, 2326 nt
Organism: Belonocnema kinseyi
Lineage: Eukaryota; Metazoa; Arthropoda; Insecta; Hymenoptera; Cynipidae
Product: keratinocyte proline-rich protein-like
Exons: 3
Coding region: 93-1040 (315 amino acids)
Source: RefSeq, a predicted model, not a curated record